AGUCAUGCGCUCUCUGUCUGCUUCUGUUUCGACCAGCAAAUUUAUCACAUGCUCAUGAACACCAGCGGAAGCACUACCCGGAUGCCGCUCGCGCGGCAGGGAGUGCGCCCGGCGUACUAGCGCCCGUUAUGUCCUCCGUUCCUAAGUGCUGCUAGUUUAUUCUGUUUUUGUCAGCACUCGUCUCGUCUGCUCCAGGAUCGGAUAUACCAGCAGCCAUGUGCUCUUUUCUGCUGGUCUCCUGGGUGCUGCGCAACCUCGCGGUGAUCAACACCUACUUGAAAAGCCGCGGGCCCGACGCGACCAGCCUGUACCGGAAUGGCGACUUUUCCAUGCUCUUCAACCACCUGCACAUGACCGGCGCCGAGCGGUUGCAACCCCUUUUCCUGGACACGAGCCACUUCGCGAAGCAGGACAGAAUUUCUAGCACGGGGUCCACCGAACCAAGAACAGCUUCCGAAGAUGAACCACAGCUAGCGGCGGGGGCGAAAUCCACAGAAAUAGAAAAUCACGCAUCAACUACAUCGGCAGCAAAAUCGCCAUCAUCCUCCUCUGCCAAGUCCAAAUCCACCCUAUUCGCCGUUUUCAACGGAGAGAUAUACAACUGGGUGGAGCUCCGCGAGCAGCAUGCCGACGCUUUCAGGGUAACUACGAAAUCAGCUGCAAAAACCCCCGGGACGACGACGACGACCUUCCUUCCCGUGAAAUCGGACGGGGAUGUGAUCCUGCCACUGUAUCUGCACUACGGCCCGAGAUUUCUCCAGUUUCUCGAUGGGGAAUUCACCAUCAUUGUUGUCGACGAACGGACGCGAAAAAUCGUGAUCAGCACGGACGUGUUUGGAACCAAGCCACUCUGGCUGAGCGUGUUUGGAGGUGGAAGCAAGGAACAACUCGUCCCAGCUGCACGAACGAGAGUAUGGAUUGUAAAAAUGUCUGGGUCUGGAAGCUUGGAACUUGUAAUGCUAACUUUCCAUACCUAGAAAAUCCGUAUUGCAUAACCGACAAAAGCCGCAGCCUCUUUUGUCAUGCAAAAACGCAGUUUCUCAUGCGGAUUGCCUAUGAGAAAGCGUUUUGGAAAGUUGUCAUGCCGGACUGCAUUCGGAAGUGUUUUCAUCAUGCACAUUUUAGCAUCACAAGUUUCCAGACCCAGACAUUUUUGCAUUUGAUACAGAGCCGUUGGAAACGAUGCAGGGGUCGUCCUCGCGUCAGCGUCAAGUAAAGCUAUCCUGAGUAAAAACGUACCCAUACCAGAGUUGUAAUGCAGAUUUGCAAAGACAGGGAGACUUGUAAUGCGCAUCCGCAUGAGAGCCAUUUCCGAUCGUGUUUUGGAAUUUGUGAUGCUGUGAACAGCAUGAGCAGAUGAAUCUGUGACGCGGCUGCACUUGCUAACCUGCACUACACUGCAGAGUGCAACUUGUCAUGCCUGCGUGACUCACAAAACUCCUAGGUUUGUGAUGCAAAAUCCCCAUCCUGACUCUGGUGUGGGUACGUUUUUACUCAGGAUAAAAGCUUCAUCUACUUCAUCUACCUCAUCUGCCGACAAAAGAACUCAUCGGAGAAGUAGAAGAACAAACUACUGGCACUUUGGCGUCAGUGUGUAUCGGUCGGGGUUAGCGCGGGCGGGGGCGCCGGCGGGCAGUCUGCGUAUCAAAUGCAAAAAUCCCUGGAUGUCUAGAAGAAUGCGCGAUUUGUCAUGCUGGUUUUCCAUGACCCAUGAGGUCUGGAAUGCAGGACCUAGCAUGACAGAUUCUGCGCGACCUUUCUAAUGCCUAUCCUGCAUGAGAAACUACCUCCCGACUUGGUGAAAACUGGACGACUUUUGGUAAUCAUGCAACACAGAUUUUUGCAUGCUGCAGAUUUAGCAUGACAAGUUGCAAUCUUCCAGACCCAGACAUUUUUACACUUGAUACUGCGCAUGAUCCCACCAAACCAGGCCUUGGUGUUUGGGUACGAUAGUGCAGAUGAAGAACUUUCUUUGAACCUCGAGCGCGAUUUAUUACAAUGAAAAAUGCCCCCACCCCCAGCUUGGUAGCCUCUGUAUUGCAAACCUUUCCAACAGAAACAUUCCCCAUCUUGCAUAUCUCAGCAUCACAAAUUUUCCAUGCUGAAUAGGUCAAAUCUGUGUUGCGAAGUAGCCCAACAGCAGCCGGAUCUGUUAUGCACAAAGCACCUUGCGCGCCCUGAUUCUGCAUCAGAAACGCUCGCAAUCCUUUUAUGCAAGACAAAAAGCGUUCAUUUGGAAACUUUGCAUGACAAACUUCUGCCAAUUUCGGGGUGGGGGCAUUUUUCACUGUAAUACGAUUUGAACCGAAUUCUGAAAACGUCGAGGACGGGGAAGUCGGGCGACGUUGGGAGUACCUACACAAUAUCAAAUGCAAAAAUGUCUGGGUCUGGAAGAGUGCAAACUUGUCAUGCAGGUUUUUCAUGACCCAUGAGGUCUGGAAUGCGGGACCUAACAUGACAGAGUCUGUGAGGUCUCUGCCAUGCCUAUCCUGCAUGAGAAACUCCCUCCAAACUUGGUCGAAAGUGGACAGCUUUUGGCACUCAUGCAACACAGAUUUCUGCAUGAUUCGGAGUUAGCAUGACAAGUUGCAAUCUUCCAGACCCAGACAUUUUUGCAAUCCAUACACAAACGCACAGUUUAGCAGGAGUGCAAAAGUUUUUGAUCAGCAAGAACAUCAUCUUCAUGAUCUGGGUGGGGGACUACAAGAACCUGGCACAGAAACUGCAGCUGCUGCUGGUCCUCACACGAAGACCCUUCGAGACUAUGGAUCGCAAAUUUGUCUGGGUCUGGAAGGUUGCAACUUGUGAUGCUGCAUUUGGAUACUACAAAAUUCUGUAUUGCAUGAACAGCAAAAGAGCUCGAGUUUAUGCCACGGCGAGAGGGCAUUUCUCAUGCGGUAUAGGCAUGAGGAAACCCUCACAGAAUCUGCGAUGCUACGGCAUGCAUAACAGACGUCAGGAGUCAUGCAAACUGUGCAUGACAAACCUUGCGUCCUUCCAGACCCAGACACAUUUGCAUUUGAUAGAGACGAGGACGAAACCAUUCAUCUCGUCGACGAGGAUAUCCCACGAAAAAACUGUUUCACUGUGAUGGUUUUGCAAGAUCCGCAUCACAAGAUUGCUACACAUGACACAGAAAAUUUGCCAUGCGCGCUUUCCAAGGUGAAACACGCUUAAAAAUUGACUGCCUUGCAGGUGUAGCAACACAAAUAGUUCUGUGUUCCAUUCUAUGCAUGACAAGUUCACAGUGAAACAGUUUUUUCUUGCGAUAGAGGACACACAAGCAGAUAAUGUUGACAAAGGACGACACGAAGUAGAAUCUCAGCAUCAAGGCCUGCCUAACCUCCGUUUGCUGGACCACUUUCCGCUGUUCGAAUUCGACUAUGAGAGGGCACAACUCGACGUCCCUCUUCUCGUGAUUUGUAAGGUCAUGCAGAGCAAUACAAGCAGCGGCAGAUGAUGAAAUAUAGCUUCCGCAAGACAACUUUACGUGCAGAGUGUACACUGUUUAAGCUUCGGAAACUUGUCAUGCAGACAGUGCUCGGGGGCACGAGGUGGCUUUGAGCUUUUUGCAUUACAAAUGAGGGGGAGCAGGGGGGUUUUGCGCUCGCAUAUCGACCUCCGGCAGUUCAAAACGGACACCCGAGACGCGAUCGCCGCGUUUGAAAAGGCGAUCCACAAACGGGUGAAAACCUCCCUCCAUCUAUCCUGUGUAAAAACUACGUGCCCACCCCAGAGUCAAGAAGGGAAUUCUGCAACACAGAUCCAGAAGUUUUGGGAGUCACGCAUGACAAGUUUUUUUUCAUUACUGUAAUGCGGGUUAGCAAGGUCAACUGCAUCACAAAGCCUUGGUAGUAUCCUGUUUACAGCAUCACAAAUUGCAUAACACCAUUGAAAAUGCCCCUCGUGGGGAUGCGCAUUACAAGUUUUCCUGUGAUUGUAAUUCUGCAUGACAACUCAAACUCUGGGGUGGGGACGUUUUUACACAGGAUACCAUCCCCCCUUCCUCGGACUCUCCUCCGGCUACGACGCGGGCGCGAUUCACCUGGCCCUGACGAAGAACAGCAUUCCGCACUACUACUACACGAUCAUGGGGAAAGAGGACAUGGAAGUGAUUCGCAAGCGGAACAUUUUUUCCAAGGACGUCGCUUACGCCACGAUUAUCGACUAUAGCUACAACAUGUUUCAGCAGAUCCGCACCUACCUAAUGGCCUGCUCGGAGCCGUACGAGUUUUCCGCGUUUUCCCGGAAGUUCGUCGGCCGCACCACCGUCGUGGAUGACGACGCGUCCAUGGGGCUGGCGCAGAUCAUGGGCGUGGCGCGGCAGAUGGGCACGCUGGUUUACCUGACCGGCUCCGGCGCGGACGAGAUUUUGUCAGACUAUGGCUUCAACAAGACAAAGAUUUUCCCGCAGUCAAUAUUCUAAGAGAAAAGUGUUACAGUAGUUACACACUGUGAUGGAAGACAAGCAAGACAGACAACCUCUGUCAUGCAGGAAAUGCUUGCCAGCCUCAUUUCAUUCGUGUUUUCGCUUACAGUGGUCUGCGCAUGACAGGUUUUCUCUGCCAUGGCGAGCAACUUUGUGAUGCAGAAACUCCAAGAACAAAUGUGUAACUGUUACUGUAACACUUUUUCCCUGUGAUAGUCAACGAUCGCAGGGUAUUUCCCCGACAACCUCGCGGAGAUUUUCCCGUGGGCGAUUUUUUUCCUCGGGAUAUCAAAUGCAAAAAUGUCUGGGUCUGGAAUCUUGUGAUGCUAAAAUGUGCAUGGUGAAAACGCUUUCGAAUGCAGUUCGGCAUGACAACUUCCCAAAACGCUUUCUCAUAGGCAAUCCGCAUGAGAAACUGCGUUUUUGCAUUACAAAAGAGGCUGCGACUUUUGUUGUUUAUGCAAUACAGAUUUUCUAGGUAUGGAAAGCUAGCAUUACAAGUUCCAACCUUCCAGACCCAGACACUUUUACAAUCCAUACGGGACCAUGCGCGACUACAUUAUGAAGGAGGAAUUAGUCGGCGGCGCGUUCGUAUCAAAUGCAAAAGUGUCUGGGUCUGGAAGUAGAUUCUGAGACUUGUCAUGCACGUUUUGCGGGCGCCAUGAUGUCUGUGAUGCAUGCCCUAGCGUGACAGAGUUGUUGAGGGCUUCUUGAUGCCUAUUCCGCAUGGCAAAUCCCCUUUACGUGUAGAAAAAAUUAGACUCCUUUCGCUGCUCGUGCAAUACAAAUUUUUUUGCAAUCCAAAUUCAGCAUCACAAGUUGCAUUCUUCCAGACCCAGACAUAUUUGCAAUUCGUAGUUCGGGAUCGAAGCGAGGUAUCCCUUUUUGGACAAGGAGUUCGUGCAGGAGAUUCUGUGGCUGGAGAAGAAAGUGAAAAACUCCGAGUACAAAAACGUGCUCCACACCUACUUCGAGCAGAACAGUUACCCAUUCAAGCACCGCGACAAAACCGGAUUUUCUUCCGCGGAGAACCGCAUUUUGAGCCCGCAGUCGUUGGUGUACGAAAUGGCCGACUACUUCGAAAACGGGGGCGACGGGGAGGAGAACGGCGGAGCGAAAAUUGUUGACCCGUUGAACGUAUCCUGUGCAAAAGUAUCGUACUCGUAGUAAUCUUCGCAGCUAUGCAUUACAAAUCUUUUUCUUGAGGCAAAUCCGCAUUACAAAUUUAAUUUGUAAUGCUAAGUCAAUUUGUAAUGCAUUUCUACGAGUACGAUACUUUUGCAAUUCAUAGAACGUAGAUUUGAAUGUUGGGACGAGCAGGAGUAGAAACCUCUCGGGACGUCGUACGUUUGGAACAAACGAUAUCCUGAGUAAAAACGUCCCCACACCAUAGUUGUCAUGCAAUUCUGCAUGCUUAAAAUGUUUCUCAUGCGGAGCCCCAUGAGAAGCAUUUUCUAAUGCGGUUUGGAAAUCUGUAAUGCGCCAAUCAGCAUGAGAUACUAGAUCUGUAAUGCUGCUUAGCUAGCUCAAACAGCACUACACUACGCGUCCAAAUUUGUCAUGCGAAACAGCCAAAGCUUAUGGAUUUGUCUAGCGGAUUUCCCAUCUUGACUCUGGUGUGGGGACAUUUUUGCUCAGGAUAAACGAGGAUGCCAGCACUUCUGUUGCACCAGAAGAGGAUCAUGUGGACCAGGAUUCUGUCAUCCCCUCUUCCCGUGUGCAGCUAUCAACUGCAAAAAUGUCUGGGUCUGGAAGAAUGCAGGGUUUGUCAUGCUUGUCUGGCGUGACUCUUAAAUCUGUCAUGCACGUUACCCAAAUGCCCCACCCUUCUGUGAUGCAAAGACGCAGUUUGUCAUGCAGAAUAGGCAACACCUAGAAGCUCAGAAACUUGUCAUGCUGAGCCAGCACUUGUGGCCUCAUCAUGAGACGCCACCCAGCAUCACAAGCUUCCAGACCCAGACAUUUUUGCAUUUGAUAGCAGCUGUUGAAAAACCACAAGCAGGGGUUCCAGGCCCGGCAGAAGGAGCGCAUGCUUUCCGAGCAGUCGAAGUACGCGAAAAAGUACUGGAACAUGCGGGAACUGACGGAAAGAGAUUUCUCCAAGGACCUUUUCGUGCAGUUUUUCACGCUAUCCGAGUGCACAACUCCCCCUCCAUCUCAUUUGUGUUGCCUGAACAGCAACACAAGCCGCGCUGGCAAAGAUGCAGCCUUUGCAUGACAGAUUCCUAGAGGAUUAUUGCAAAGAUGCUGUUUUGAAUUAUCCGGAGUCCGUCUUGCAAACAGUGCUAUUAACAGGCAAAGGGUGGACUUUUGGAGUUUUGCAUGACAAAUGAGGGGGAGUUGGAGUUGUGCACUUUCAUACACGCCGUUGAUGCAGAUCGAGCGGGACAGCAGCGAUGUGUAUCAUAUGGAAGAACGUCCCCACACCAUAGUCAAGAUGGGAAGUCUGCAACACAAAUCUCGAAGUUUUGGGAGUUCUGCAUGACAAGUUUCCAUCUGCGGUGUAGUGCUGGCUAGCAAGAAAAGCCGCACGACAAAGCCAUUUAAUCAUCCUGUUUACAACAUUACAAAUGCCAAAACACGACUGAAAAUGCCUGUCAUGGAGAUGCGCAUUGCAAAUGUUCCUGUCAUUGCGCAUUUGCAUGACAACUCUGGGGUGGGGGCGUUUUUACACAGGAAAAUGUGUGUUGGAAGGACAGCAGCGGGUAUUCCAUUGUGCAAAUGGACAACGAGUAUCGUGAGGAAAAAUCCACCCUCCCCAUACCAAAAGGGGAUACUUGUGAAAAUUUGUGAUGCGGAUUUGUGGCCACAGAUCGUCUCUCUAUUGCAAGAAGGCAAAUCCAGAGAUUCCGCUGCAUUUUGCAGGCGGUUUGUGAUGCUGCUAGGCCUCCAGGGGGGAUCUCUGUCAUGCUACAGGCCUACUGCAGAACAUCCCCGCCCGGGUUUUGUAUCUGCCUGCAUUCCUUUACUGCAAGACACAGCUGAUUUGUGUACACAAGUCCCGCAUCACAGAUUUCGACUUUGAUAUGGGGCGGGGGGUUUUUUUCUUUUGAUAACGAGUUUUUGUCCAAAAGGUUUCUCACCGAGUUGGCGGAGCAGGCGGAGUAUCAAAUGCACGUAUGUCUGGGUCUGGAAGAUUGCUAGGUUUGUCAUGCAGGUUUUCCAUGACCCACGAGGUCUGGCAUGCACGGCCUAACGUGACAGAGUCGGAGGCGAGAUCUCUAUCAUGCCUUUCCUGAGUGAGAAACUGCCUCUAGACUUGUUUGAAAGUGAACACUUUUGUUCAUCGUGCAACACAAAUUUUUUCACGAUCCAGAUUUAGCAUCACAAGUCAAGUACACGCUCUUCCAGACCCAGACAUAUUUGCAAUGCAUACGGAAAUGAGCAAAAACUACAGUAGCGGGGACAAGGAUCACCAUAUCGCAAGAGAAAAGUGUUACAGUUACACAUUGUGCUGCAGGCCAAGCAAGAUAGACGAGCUCUGUCAUGCCGGAUAUGCAUAGGAUCCUCCUUUCAUAGGUAUUUUCCCGUAGGAUUUCUGCAUUACAAUUUUUGUCUCUCAUGCAGAGAAGUUUGUGUUGCUGAAUUUACUACAAAUGUGUAACUGUAACACUUUUUUCGUGGGAUACACCACAGUGGUGCUGUUUCAUCUUCCUCCAGUACUACUUCUAGCGAAGUUCAUCUUGCGAAUUCUGCUGCGGCGCCCUUGGUCCUCGCCGGUUUCUUGAGUAACUACACCACGGCCGCUGGAAACGAAAACUUGGUCUCUGGGUUCGGCAAGGUGGGGGGUACAACUGGCAGAGAAGAUGAUACUGCAGGAGCAUCGAUAUUGUAUCAAAUGCAAAAAUGUUAAUGUCUCGGUCUGGAAACUUGUGAUGCUAUAAUGUCCAUGAUGAAAACGCUUCCGAAUGCAGCCCAGCAUGACAACUUCCCAAAACGCUUUCUCAUAGGCAAUCCGCAUGACAAACUGCGUUUUUGCAUGACAAAAGAGGCUGCGACUUUUGUUGGUUAUGCAAUACAGAUUUCCCAGGAAUGUAGAGCUAGCAUUACAAGUUUUCUCCAGACCCAGACAUUUUUGCAGUGCAUAUAUUAAAAGCAGGAGCAACAUUAAAGAACCUCCCCACAACUUCUGACUCAGCAGCGAAAAGAGUAGACGUGCUAGAAGCGGUCGAAAGCGCGGAGGAAGACGAAAGUUCUAUCAAGUCCAAGAACAGUGAAGGAGCUGCAGGAGGCUCAGCAGACAUCGACGUGGUCCAAGAGGAUGUCGACAGCCGCAUUUUCGUCGAUCCAGUGAUUCACAAGGAACCGGGGGAGAAUUUCUUUCAGUCCAUGGGAUUCUGGGUGAAGAAGUUUCUCGCAGCAAGUUCUCCACCACUUCUCGUUCCGGAAGCAGCAAGAAGGUUCUCGAGCACCAGUUCAACAGUUGCAAACAGGCUCUUGCCACAAAAAGUCGUGGUUUUGCUGAAGACGCAUUUGGGCGCCGUGAUGCAAGAGCAGGAGACCGCGUUGCAUGUGAAGAAGGAGCUGAAUGAGAAUCUGAAGGUCGUCAUUGUGAACGAGGAAGUAACCGAGAAGGAGCCACCAGCACGUCCACAAGUUGCAGCGACGAAGGAUGAUGAUGAUGAUGAACUCCAACGACACGAGGAGGAACAAAAUAUGAACAUCGACAAAGCCACCCGGUUGAUCGAGAAUUUACCCGCCGCGCUCCGACCGCACACAGUCGUCGUGCCAAGAAAUAGUAUAGAACACCGAGAAAAUAAAAGUAGAACUACCAACUUCUACCUUCUACUCGACGAGUUUCUGAAAACUGCGCAGUCAGGUUGGAAGGAAUACGAUAUUGCAAGGAAAAAUUCCCCCUCCCCAUACUGAAAAGGUAUAUUUUUGGAAAUUUGUGAUGCUGAUUUGUGGUCACAAAUCGCGUCUGUCUUGCAAGAAGGCAACUCCGCAGGUUCCGCCGCAUUGUGCAGGCGGUUUGUCAUGCUGUUCGACCUACAGCGCGGAUGUUUUUCAUGCUAAGCGCCUAAGCCACAACCCCGCUACUCACGCUUAGUAUGUGCCUUCAGUGCUCUCCAGCAAGACGCCUCGGAUUUGUGUACGCAAAUCCAGCAUCACAAAUCCCCUUUUCGAUAUGGGCUGGGGGUUUUUUCCUUUUGAUAUACGAGCAGCUUUUGGCGGAACAAGUACGAAAGGCAGCCGAAGACGUAUGGAACUGUCAGGAUUGAAAUCAACAAAAUCGAAAUAAUGCGUGAUGCAUAAAAUCGAUACCAGUUGGAGCCUCAGUUUCCAACUGGCGCAUGACAAAUUUUGUGAGCACCAAAAUCCAGUCUGUCAUGCUGUUUGGGCAAAGAAGACUGCUCCUGUCGUGCUACUCUGGUAGCACAUCGCCUCCUCCUAAACAGGCUGGCAAUCGGUCUCAUUUGCUUGCUCCCCAAUACAGGCCCUACUUGCCCUACAUUUCAUGCAUUGCAAAUUUUUCGAUUUUGUCGAUUUCGAUCCUGACACAUCCAUAAGACGAGGAAGAAAGACAAGCACAAGGGCGGUCAGUUGACUCAGAGGACGAAGAACACAAUUCCGAGUUCAAUUACCAGGUCUACUUCGACACACUCGCGGUGUUUUUCAGCACAAAGAUCGCGGAGGUGAAAGAAAACUUGUUUCCGGGCUUGAAAACACGGAUCCAGCUGAAUGUCAUCCAGGUACAGGAGGACGAGGAGGAGGAGGAUGGUCAACAUGGUAGUAGUGGUGACGACAAGGCUGCUAUCCAGGAAAAAAACUGUGUUAGUGUAACUUUUUUGGAGGAAUAGCAUCACAAGUUUGCUCUGCAUGACAGAGAGAGUCUGUCAUGCGCGGCUAGUACGUGAAAACAGGUACGAAGAGAGCCUCUGAUGCAUGUCCAGCAUGACACGUGUAACUGUUUUGCAUUUUCUGUUUCACAGAUUUACAAUUACACAGUUUUUUUCUUGCAUAGAUGCAGCUGCAGCAACCAGUAGUUCCAAUCGCGUUCUGGAGUACUUCCAGCAGUUUUUUCAGCUCUUCGCCGAAUUCUCUCUUAUUGCAAGGAAAAAUCCCCCCUCCCCAUAUUGAAAACACGUCCUUCCGAAAAUUUGUGAUGCAGAUUUGUGACCACGAAUCCUGUCCGUCUUGCCAGAAGGCAAAUCCAGAGACUCCGCCACGAUAUGCAGGCCGUUUGUAAUGCUGCAAGGCCUACAGGGCAGACGUCUGCCAUGCUAGGCCCCUACACCAAAAGGCCCCUGCUUAGGCUUGCGAUCUGCGUGCAGUGCUUUCCUGCAAGACAAGCGCGAUUUGUGUACACAAGUCCCGCAUUACAGAUUUCCGCUUUGAUAUGGGGAGGGGGGAUUUCUCAUUUUUAUCUCUCUCCUCUUCGAGUUACAGGAGAAAAGCACCCUGCUGCUCGUUCUCGACGCGGAAAAAAUCGGGUUUCACCACCACGGCUGCGGGGCGAGGAGGAAUCUCGUGAAUUCUUUUCUCAAUCUGGGUUUGGGCGAGAAGUUAGUGCUGCCCGCCGGGUUGCCCGUGGAGCCGGUGGAGGUGCUCGAUGUUUGUCGGGACUUCCUAUCAAAAGGAAAAAUCCCCCCUCCCCAUAUCAAAACGAAGUUUCUGAUGCUGGAUUUGCGUACUCAAAUCAGAUGUGUCUUGCUGGCGAGGACUGCAGGCUCCUGCCGAGCCUGAGUAGAGAGCUUUUGGCCUAGGCGCUUAGCAUGAGAAACGUCUAUGCUGUAGGCCCAACAGCAUGACAAACCGCCUGCAUAGUGCGGCAGAGCCAGCGGAGUUGUCUUCUUGCAAAACAGACGUGAUUUGUGGUCUCGAAUCAGCAAGACAAAAUUUCGGAAACAUACCUUUUCGAUAUGGGGAGGGGAGAUUUUUCCUCCCAAUACUUCCAGUGGCCGGAGGGGACGAUAUGCGAUGCAAAUAUGUCCUCUGGGCACUCUCCGAAAGUUGUGAUGCUGCGGCAUGCAUCACAGGCAGCUCGGGUCAUGUACAAUUGUGCAUGAUUGACAAAGAACUCCUCGAAUCUUCCAUCCGCAGAUGACAUAUUUGCAUUUGAUAGACGGCGUUCGGGGACAAUGACCGAGCGAAGGAGGGGAGGGGGGAAUUGAACGAAAGGUUCGAGCAAAUCGAC
Molecule: messenger RNA, 11567 nt
Organism: Amoebophrya sp. A120
Lineage: Eukaryota; Dinophyceae; Syndiniales; Amoebophryaceae
Source: the annotation of a GenBank genome assembly